Molecule: messenger RNA, 3186 nt
Organism: Nerophis lumbriciformis (worm pipefish)
Lineage: Eukaryota; Metazoa; Chordata; Actinopteri; Syngnathiformes; Syngnathidae
Source: RefSeq, a predicted model, not a curated record
UCUCCAAAAUCCACCGCCACAAUUGGACAAGUCCACCGUCUGUCUAUUUGACUGACACCGCCUUAGCGGCUGUCUCCUCCCAGUGGCAACAGACUAUUUUUGCGGGGGGGACAACACAAUUUGGACCGUUUAGUGGGUUCCGUGUCCUCUGUGGGAAGCACAGUGGACGGCGGGAUAACGAGUGACUUGCUUUAGGUCGACAGCGAGGCUGCAGCAUGCUCUCCGUGUUCCUGUCGUGUGUGGAGAUAGCCUUGUACCUUCAUUUGUGCUCUCUCGUGGACUUCGGGGAUGCACACAAUGCGAAGGAAGUGGUUCUAUUGGACUCCAAAGCACAGCAGACGGAGCUGGAGUGGAUUUCCUAUCCACCUAUUGGGUGGGAAGAGAUCAGCGGCGUGGAUGAAAAUUAUACACCCAUUCGCACAUAUCAGGUGUGCAAAGUCAUGGAACCUAAUCAGAAUAACUGGCUUCGAACUAAUUGGAUUAAAAAGGGCAAGGCCCAAAGAAUUUUUGUGGAACUCAAGUUUACCUUAAGGGAUUGUAACAGUCUACCUGGUGUGGUAGGCAGCUGCAAGGAGACGUUCAACUUGUAUUAUCAAGAAACAGAUUCAGAGUUGGGUCGGAGCAUGCGAGAGAACCAGUACGUGAAAAUCGACACCAUUGCAGCUGAUGAAAGCUUCACUCAGGGCGACUUGGGGGAACGGAAGAUGAAGCUCAACACUGAAGUGCGAAUAAUUGGCCCCCUAUCCAAACAGGGCUUUUACCUGGCCUUUCAAGAUGUUGGGGCGUGCAUUGCCCUGGUGUCUGUCAAAGUGUAUUACAAGAAGUGCUGGUCCAUCAUAGAGAACUUGGCUAUAUUCCCAGACACCGUGACAGGAUCUGAGUUCUCCUCCCUGGUGGAGGUUGAGGGAAUAUGUGUGAAUGACGCAGAGGAGGAGGUGGACAACUUUCCCAAGAUGCACUGCAGCGCUGAGGGGGAAUGGCUGGUGCCCAUUGGAAAAUGCAUAUGCAAAGCAGGAUUUCAUCAGAGAGGAGAUGCAUGUGAACCAUGUGGCCAUGGGUUCUACAAAUUUUCCUCCCUGGACCUACAGUGCUCUCGUUGUCCGAUGCACAGCUUUAAUGAGCAUGAGGGUUCCUGGCGCUGCGACUGUGAGGAUGGCUACUACCGAGCUUUUUCUGACCCUCCUUCUGUGGCCUGCACAAGACCUCCUUCAGCACCACAGAAUCUAAUCUACAACAUCAACCAGACAACAGUCAGCCUGGAGUGGAGCCCGCCGGCUGACACAGGUGGACGCAGUGACGUCACCUACAGGGUUAGAUGUCGGCACUGUAGCUGGGAACCUGAAGAGUGUGAACUAUGUGGGCCAAAUGUGGGAUAUUUUCCUGCACAGUCACAGUUAGUUAAUAAUUAUGUCAACAUUGUUGACCUCCUGGCCCAUGCCAACUACACUUUUGAGGUGGAAGCUGUCAAUGGCGUGUCUGACCAGAGCCGCACGCAAAGGCUGUUUGCAGCAGUUACCGUUGCCACUGGACAAGCAGCUCCAUCCCAGAUCAGUGAAGUCAUCAAGGAGAAAGUGCACCAGCGUAGCAUCCAGCUCUCCUGGCAGGAGCCCCAGCAAUCCAAUGGGGUCAUCACAGAAUAUGAAAUCAAAUAUUAUGAAAAAGAUCUGAAGGACCGGACCUACUCCACAGUGAGGGCCAGAUCCACAUCAGCGACAGUGAACCAUCUGAAACCUAGCACAGCUUAUGUUUUCCAGAUACGGGCCUUUACCCAGGCAGGAUAUGGAACAUUUAGCCCCAGAGUGGAGAUAAUGACCAAGGAAGAGGCAACUGCUGCAAUUGUCUCCAGUGAGCAGAACCCUGUCAUCAUCAUAGCGGUGGUGGCAGUGGCAGGAACCAUCAUCCUGGUGUUCAUGGUGUUUGGCUUUAUCAUUGGGAGAAGGCAUUGUGGGUACAGUAAAGCGGAUCAAGAGGGAGAUGAAGAACUUUACUUCCAGUUUAAAUUUCCAGGCACCAAAACAUAUAUUGACCCUGAAACCUAUGAGGAUACAAAUAGAGCUGUCCAUCAAUUUGCCAAGGAGCUGGAUGUGUCCUGCAUUAAAAUGGAGCGAGUUGUCAGAGCAGGGGAGUUCGAGGAGUUGUGCAGUGGGCGAAUAACAUUACCUGGAAAACGGGACGCUUCGGUGGCCAUCAAAACAUUAAAAAUGGGUUACACUGAGAAGCAGAAACGAGACUUCCUCUGCGAAGCCAGCAUUAUGGCACAGUUUGACCAUCCCAAUGUUUUGCAUCUUGAGGGAGUAGUGACAAGAGGAAAACCAGUGAUGAUUGUUACAGAAUUCAUGGAGAAUGGCUCAUUAGAUGCCUUCCUAAGAAUGCAUGAUGGUAAAUUCACCAUCAUUCAGUUGGUUGGCAUGCUGAGGGGCAUAGCAGCAGGAAUGAGAUAUCUUGUCGACAUGGGCUAUGUUCAUCAAGAUCUUGCAGCUCGGAACGUCCUCGUCAACAGCAACCUUGUAUGUAAAGUAUCUGACUUCGGCUUGUCCCGGGUAUUAAAUGAAGAUCCUGAAACCGUCUACUCGACAACGGGUGGAAAAAUACCAGUCCGAUGGACUGCACCAGAAGCUGUCCAGUUCCGUAAAUUCACUUCUGCAAGUGAUGUUUGGAGUUAUGGCGUUGUCAUGUGGGAGGUCAUGUCCUAUGGGGAAUGGCCAUACUGGGACAUGUCCAAUCAAGAUGUAAAUAAAGCUCUCCAGGAGGGCUACCGUCUUCCAGCGCCUAUGGACUGUCCCGCAGGCCUUCAUCAGCUUAUGUUGGAUUGCUGGCAGAAAGAUAGGGGAGAUCGUCCCAAAUUUGAUCAGAUAGUCAGCAUUCUGGACAAAAUGAUUCGAAACCCAAACACACUGAAAACGCCAGUUGGAACCUGUACCAGACCAAUUACACCACUGCUGGAUCAGAGCACACUCAAUUUUGGGGCUCUUCACUCAGUGGAAAAGUGGCUGGAAGCCAUCAAGAUGGAACAAUACCAAAAUAACUUUACAGCAGCUGGCUACAGCUCCCUGAAAUCUGUGGCCAGGAUGUCAAUUGAGUAAGUAGAAAUCAUUAAAAAGCACCAGAAACAUCUCACCUGCACCACCUUUAUUUAACCAGGAAACAAAUCCCAUUGAGAAUAAAAACCUCUUUUUCAAGGGAGUC